GCAAACAUAGGUUCUUAAAAGAAGCGGAAACUACAUUCAAACACAUUUCUGGAUCUUCAUAUUGGACUAUAUUUUCUUGCAUUUGCAAUCCUGCUGAGCUGACAUUGAUAUACUGAUCUUUUUAAAUCCCCAGCAGAAAAGAAGCAGUGAGUGUGAAAGUGAAAGUAAAGUGAGCAGCAGGGGAAAACCAUCCUCUUCUAAAAUUAUCUUUCACCCUGUUCCCUGAUAGAAGAGAGGAGAGGGACCAUCAUGGACAAGUUUUACUCUAUUUAUCUACUUUCCCUGCUUGCUUUCGCCUGCUUCUUUCAAGUCUACAGCAGCAGCUGUCCAGUGUUGGAGUGCUGGUUUAUGCUGGACAAAGCGGGUGGAGGACUAGCUGGAGCUCCAAAGCGGGAAAAAUCCCUCUUUUAUAUCCAAAGAGACGCACACAGCCACAGAGCAGAGCCUCAACGUUCUCCACCUGACAUCAACCCAGAAAGAAUCUACCCUGUCAGCGACCCAGCAGCCACUCUCUGCCACAAAUCUCUCAACCCUCCCAGAGGCUCUGUGGAGAAGCCCCAGUGUGAGAUCAACUCCUUCGUGCCCCAGGCCGCCUCCCUGAAAUGGACCGAACCGCUCACAGAGUCUGCCCUCAGCCCCGUUUACCUGCAGGCUGACUGGCUGUCAGUUGCCUAUCAGGGCCUUCAUGCACAGCUGGGUGGCGCCACAAUCCUGCGAGCACCCACAGGAUCCAAAGAGAACAAUGUGGUCCUGAGCGUGAGCAGUAAAACUCUGUCGGUCACGUCCAGACUCGGGGAACCGGUGCUGCUGGACUGCGGCUUCUGGGCCGAUCCUUCCUCGCCUCUGUCCGGGACGGGUUUUGCGGUGGAGUGGCGGUACCAGUUCAGGGGCAGCGGACGACUCGUGCUGGCCUACGACGGCAAGACGGACCGUGUGACCGAGACCCGCGAGGGAGAAGCCACUCUGGACUUUGAGGCUUUGCAGGAGAAAGGCAAUGCGUCCCUGAUCCUGCGGGAGGCGGAGGUGCGGCACUCUGGGACAUAUAUCUGCACGGUGUACCUGCCGUACCUGCUGGCUCAGGUGGCGGUGGAGCUGGAGAUCAUAGAACCCCCCUCCCUGACCUUACAGCCCUCCCCUCUGGCCCUCGUUGUCCCGGGUCAGGCUCUCAGCGUGCAGUGCGACGCGUCCGGCUUCGCCCCGCUCUCCCUGGAGCUGAGCUGGGAGUUUCAGGGUGCUGACGGGAAGCGCAGGCCCCUGGGAUCGGGCAGCGUGACGGGCCACAGGCAGGCCUGGGACGGCACCUACAGCCAGAGCAGCCGGCUGGAGCUCCACACGUCCCAGCUGGACCUGGGCAAAGGAGGGGAGCUGAUGUGUGUGGCGGUCCAUCCUGGAGGCACGGCGCGGGCCAGUGUCAACCUCAGUGUCAUUGGGUUCUCUUCUCCCUCCAUCGAGGACUCCAUGGCCAUGGUUGGCGUGGCGCUCCUGAUCUUCGGCCUCAUCAAGGUUGUGUGGUGGACCGUGAGCGGCUCAGGCUCAGCUGACGCUGACAAACUCGAUCAGAAAGACAAGUGAAGAUGGAAAGUCAUCAAAUUGAAAACAACAUUUGAAGGAGCUUCAUCGGAGGCUGUCGGAGCCUCGCUGCUCAUUUUGUCCUCCAAGAUGCUGCUGGAGGCUGUUGGGGACUUUUUUCUAAUAAAUGUUUCUGGGAGUGGUACCGUG
This is a messenger RNA of Salarias fasciatus (jewelled blenny), 1719 nucleotides long. Its product is annotated as tapasin-like. The record is from RefSeq and is a predicted model, not a curated record. NCBI's taxonomy places the organism in Eukaryota, Metazoa, Chordata, Actinopteri, Blenniiformes, Blenniidae. Gene Ontology annotation, cellular component: membrane. The transcript has 8 exons. The coding region runs from base 250 to 1572 and encodes 440 amino acids. Gene Ontology annotation, biological process: antigen processing and presentation of endogenous peptide antigen via MHC class I.